AUGAUCCUCCUCUCUGCGCUCGGAUCGCAGAAGGCCGAGGGAGUUCGAAUGGUCAACGUGGGUCACACUGCCUUUGAAUCAAAAAAAACCACCGAUGACGUCGACGCGGAGAGGAUGAAGAUGUGCCUCACAACUAAACUCACCAAAAACUGUUUCUUUCAACUUGUUCGAGAGAGAUUUGUAUCAGAGCUUUCCUACGCACAAGAUGUGGACCUUUCCACCUCCACAUCCGUCACAUCAGGCUAUCACAGCGACCAAGAUUCUUCCAGCUCUCGAAGUAAAGAGAAAAGAAAUAUACUGGGAGGUAAUCGAUACCCCCCUCAUUCCCUUUUUCCGGGACAUGGAUGGUCGUUCGGACGGAUGAGGAGCUUCAGAGGUAGCUCCAAGGAUGAGAAUGUGAUCGAUUUGGCUGUUCAGGAGCAACCUCCCAUGCCAAGCUUGUCAGCAUCAACUUGCUCCCCUCCGCGUUCACCAUCUUCCCGACCUGACCCGAAAGCAUCGUCGGUUGACGUCGCCUCCUCGCCUACCCCUGCAUCCGUUCGGCAACCUUUGGCGACUUAUACUCCGGCGCUUCCCGUCGAUACGUCGAUGCCUCUUACACCUCCAAACCUCGCGCGAGUAGACUCUUUCCUCUCCCAGCCAUCUGACAGUGGUGAUUCUUCCCGACCUUUAGUUCCUCGGUCAUCUACCGAAGGUCAGAUUUCUCAUCGUCAUCGAGAUUCAUUCACUCCACCAAAGAAACUCGUGAAACGACGACCUGGCUCGGUAAUCCAAGAUCAAGAGCUCGAUACUUUCCGUCUUGUACCCUCAGGUCAAUCAGAGCUCCGCCAACCUCUACCCAUUCCACAUCCAGAUGAUGUCGUAGGUGCCACGCACAUACAAUCACUCCCAAUGUCGCAAUCCCCUCCCUUCACUCAGCAAUUAGGCACGACAGUGCCGGCUCCCCGUUUUUCUCUCGACCGUCAAGGUUCCUCAUGUUCCACCGCUCCAUCUUCAGAUUCUAACACCCCCGCCACUGAAGAAUCCGACAUGAUCCACACUCCCCAGGUUACCCCGCUUAGCCUCUCGACAGCCUCUCCGGAGGUAUCAUGGGCUGGAGUGGUGGAAAUGCGACCGUGUCUCUCUCGUAGCUCGACCAGGUCGUUUCGAGAGGGUGACGAUGGUAGUGUUGUCAAAGAUAAUCGAGGGCAGGAAGGUGAUCUUGGAGCGUACAUUCGUUCUCAUGCAGAAGGCCUGAAUCAUCGGGCUCGUCGUGAUUCUCGAAACUUCCCCCCUCGUUCCUCUUCUCAGUCUUCAUUACGGACGGAUCCGACAAUCUCAUCCGAGCGCACGGCGAGACGAGGCUCAGUGUUGGGCCUUCAGUCCGCCCUGACCUCCCCUACGACUUCUCGCAACGCGUCCGACAAUGAAUCCCCCUCAAUUGGGCAACAACCUAAUCGCAUAUCCUUUGCCCAAGAUGGGAACAGACGGUCUAUAGUCUUCGAAACCCCAGUCAACUUUGGGGACGGCGACGAAACCAUUCCUCGUAGAAGGGCGAAGCCAACUCGUCCACCACUUAUCAGGAACCGCUCAAGCUCACUGGGCGCCAUGUCAAACGCGACAGAUUCGAUCUACAGCAUCGGAGAGGUCAACAUAGCCACUAAAAGCGUCUUCACGGCCGCCAAAACUGUUGCGUUGGCUUCUCCGUACAGUCCUUCAGCGUCGGAAGACGGUCCCUCUGUGAUGGAAACCUUGCAGCGAAUGAAGAAUUCUUCAAUGUCCAUACGUCAGGCUAUGGAGUCAGAUCCUGUCCUCGCCCUCGCCACGUCAACCCCUUCCGUGACGGAUCGAGAGAAUGAAUCGCGGAACGCUUUCGAAGAUGAUAUGAAUUCCGUGCGCCGACGCGCACCUCCUCCUCCACGCUUAACGGAAACCUUCGCAACCCGAGCUGACAAAGCGAUGGCGAGACGAUCUUUACCAACCUCACCUACAGUACGACAGGACACCCCUGCGCCUCCCAAAUCGGCUGUGCCACAGAGUUCCAAGAACCAAGAGGUAAUCCCCAAAAGACCUGGUAUGCCUGAACGUCAAAGUAGUUUCAGUAGACUUUGGCGAAAGCUGAGUGCGCCCGGAUCCAAGAGAAGCAAGAAAGUCGACGGCGGUGGCGAGGGAAGUGUGCCUACGUCGCCUGUCAAACAUGUCAGACCUCAAAUCGAUACCAACAUUCCUCCUGUUCCGAUCCCGCGAAAGAGGUCUUCAAAGAAGGGAUUGUCGCCCAUUCGGAGCAGUCCCGACGAUAAACUGCUUCAUGGAGGUUCUCUGACGAGACAGGGGAUGAUGAUGAUCGAUCUUGAUAUCCCUGAAGUACCCGUCCGCCCUGCACGCUUCAAUUCGAAAGAUAAAAUCUCUUCCCCAUCCGAAAACAAACCUAUUCGGUUUUCACCAGCGAUACAUUCCUCACCUACGAUACAUUCUUCACCUGUUGUCCUGAGUUCUCCGCCAACACAACCCACCCGAUCCACGUCCCUUCCGGUACCUAUUCAGCCUGUCACUCGAGUCACAAAUAUACGUCCCAUCCGAAAGGUCACACUUCCUCCCUCCACCUCAUCUGAAAAUGAAAUAGUGGACUUGCUCUCACCACCCGAAUCGCAAAUCCCUACCCCGGAUGUUUCUUCGGACACCGAUGACGCCCCUGAUCCUUUGACAGGUUUGGCGGCUCAAAGAAAUCUCAAUCUCACCUUGUCGGAAGAACUAAAGAAGAGAAGAAGUGAACUUUACAGAAGGACGUUGUUCGAUAUUGCAGAUGAUCGGGUGUUUCAACAAGUUUUAGAGGAUUUGACGAGGUUGGAGGAUGUCCAUCAUCUUCAACGUGGUUCUAGCGGUCUUCCAACUCCUCAGUUGAGUAGAACGCCGUCGAUCGAUGAGUUGGCAAAUUUAUCGAAACAAGAUGGGAUGAAGGCUUGGUUCGUAACGAGGGAGUUGGUACAAGGUGAGAGAAGGUAUGGACGGUUGUUAGCGAAAGGCGUGACGAUUGUUCAAGCGGCAUGCGGCGAGUCAGCCUUGACGUACGAAUAUAAACCCACCCGUCAAUCUAGUUCCGCUUCCUCUACCUCCAUUCCAUCUCCUAUUCAAUCACCGUCGACCAAAUCUCAAAUGCGUCGACCUCGCACAUCACACUCCCCCUCUCUUAUCUCUGUUCCCAGUCCAAAUCCAUCUCUCACGGUUCUCGCAGAUCGUCUGCCGCGAUUGUUAGCCCUCAGUCUAACACUCUCGGCAAGGUUCGAAAGUGACCCAUCCCCCGCUGGGGUGGCUUCGGCAUUCUCGACUAUGGAGAAUGAGUUGAUGGAGGAGAUGACGAUGUGGGCUGGGGAAAUAGGAGGUUUGGUUGUUGGUGGAUACGCUUUGGAUGGGAUGGGGAGACAUAAGAGGAGCGCUAGUCUGAGUGGGAAUAGGGAAGGAGAUGGAGAAGGAGAGGAACAAGAAGAGAAGUUGAGGUUGUCUGAUAUUGUCAUUUCGCCUAUACAACGCGUAGGACGAUAUCGUCUCUUAUUCAACGACCUCUCCGAGACUUCACAACCACUCUCCUCGCCUAGGUCCAACACCCCACCCGAUUUGUCCAUCCCAGAUCACCCAUACGAGACUAUCCUCGCCGCUCUUCAAGCCGCUCAGAGAUUAGCAGAAGCAUGUAACAAGAAACAAACAUUUGAUCUGGAUGCUCUGAGACGACGGGAUGGUAAGAAAAAAAGACAGAGACCGAAGAGCGAAUUCGUCAGACCUAGUUCUGGUGUUUCGCUUGCUUGGUUGACAGAGGCUACAUGA
Messenger RNA from Tremella mesenterica DSM 1558, 3798 nucleotides. RefSeq lists its product as uncharacterized. Bases 1 to 3798 code for a protein of 1265 amino acids. Gene Ontology annotation, molecular function: guanyl-nucleotide exchange factor activity. The record is from RefSeq and is a predicted model, not a curated record. The transcript has 6 exons. NCBI's taxonomy places the organism in Eukaryota, Fungi, Basidiomycota, Tremellomycetes, Tremellales, Tremellaceae.